AUGCGGCUGCCAGAAGGCGGGAGUGCAGCACAGCGGAGGCUGCUGCAGCAGGGGACGUCCCCAGCGCUGCUGUCUUCCUACCCGGGGCAGGAGGCAGAUUCUGCCGAUUCGAAUGCAGGUUCAAAUCCGCAGCCGCUGUUUCCUCCUCCGCCGGCGCCAGCCAGGACCGACGCUGACGUGGCCGGCCAGCGGCUGCAGUUCUCACCCAACGCUGAGGCUGCCACAUUCAGCGCGGUGGAUGUGAAUGGGGGGCCCUCGGUCACAGUCGUGGACAACAGCCCAGGCCUGCCUGCUCUCGGAGCAUAUCCUGGCGCGGCGUCGGCGGAUCCAGUCAUCUCUGCGCCGCCGGCAUUCCCAGACUUUGCCUCGCCCGACACGGCCGGCGCCGCCGGCCCGCCUGCGGAGCAGGGAACACCGCCGACCGCAGUCUUCAGCAAUGCGGCGGACGCGGCGGCUGCACCGGUGCCGGCCGCGGUGCCGACAGCUGCGCCGCAGGCGGCAACGGCAGCUGCGCCGCAGGCGGCAAUGGCAGCUGUGCCGCCUGCUGCUGCCGCUGCGGUACCGCCACCGCAGGCAGCGGCCGCUCCCAAGGGAGCAGCUGCAGCCGUGCCGCCCAGUGCUGCAACAGCAAAGGCGCCGGCGCAGGCCACACCUGUGCCGACACAGUCGCGGACGCCAACACCAGCAGCAACGCCCACCGCCAAGGCCCCCGCAAAGGCUGCAGCAGCCCCCACUCCGUCGGCCAGGCCUCCGGCGAAAGCGGCGCCGGCAACAAUUCCUGCACCCACAUCCAAGGCAGCAGCCGCUCCAAGUCCUCAGGCAACACCAGCUGCGCAGCCGCCAGCGGCAGAGUCGGCCACAGCAGUGCCAGACUUGGCCGGACUGUUGACAGAAGCAGCUCCUGCACCCGCGCCUACAUCAGCGGAUGAGGUCGCAGCGGCGCUGAGUCAGUUCUCGCCGGGGGCGCUGGCCCCGGUGACUCAGCAGAACCUGAGCUCGCUCGCGUCAGCGGCCGGCCAGGACCACAGCAGCGUCAACGGGCAGAACCUCACCGCCCUCGGCGGUGCGAACGUUGGCGGGCUCGUGGGCUCUGCGUUGGGUGGAGGCAAUACCCUCGCUCCUGCGCCGGCGCCGCUCGCGGCACAGCUUAUCAACAGCGUCGUACCGCCGUCUGCCGCCAUCCCGACGCCUGAUCAGACGCCUGCCAGCGCAGCAGCAGCCACUACUGCGGCUGAGCCGCCCACUGCAAAGGCAGCACUGCCUCCUGCACCAGCUGCAGCAAUUACAGACGAGGCAGCGGCCGCAGCUGCGCUGGAGAAUCUGGCGAACCAGGCGAGCUCGCCUGCGCAGGCGACCGACGCGGCCCUGGCGGCCGCACUCGCUGCAGCCGCCACGCCGCCAGCUCCAGCGCCUCGGCCCGCUGCGGCCCGCAAGCCUUCCGCGCCCAUACCAGCGCCGCUGAAAGCGCCGGCUCGCGCACCAACCCGCGCACCAGCGGCAGCACCAAAAGCUACCGCUCCGGCCCCGCGAGCGGUCAAGAGUAAUACCGCGGCCCCGCCUGCGCAGCCGCCAACGGCAGAGCCGGCCCCUGUGCCUGCGGCGUCCACGGAUGACUCAUCCGCUGCAGCGCAGGAUCUGGCGGAGGCGGCCAGUGCACCAACACCAGCACAGGGCGCCGACGACGCCGCGGCACUGGCGGCAGCCCUUGCUGCAGCCAAUACGCAGCCUCCAGCACCCGCGCCAGCGCCGGCGCAGUCAACUGCGGCCCCAACACCCAUGCUGGCGGCGGCAGACGCCGCCGCGGCCGCUGUUGCGGCCCUUGCGGCGGCCAGCCAGGCUCCGGGGGCCUCUCAAGCCGCUGUUGAUGCUGCAAUCGCCGGCCAGCUGGCUGGCGCACCGGCCCCCAGCCCGGCCGGUGGCCCCGCUGCGAGCGGCAUUACACCGACCUCGGUCGCCCUCGCACCGUCCUUCUACGACUCCAUCGGGACCGGUGGCGCUCGCAGGAAAUCACCGGUGCCAGCAGCAGUACUUGCGCCGUUGCUUGCCCCUGCUCCGGCACCAGUAUUGGUGCCUGCGGCAGCUCCUGUGCCUGCACCAGUAGUGACCCCAGCUGCUGCGCCUGGUGGCUUCGGCAGCGUUGACGGAGCGCCUGCUCCUGCCGCCACUGCGCUGUCACCGGCCGCCGCGGACACCUACGGGACGGACGCGGACGCGGCCCUGGCAAAUGCAGCGCUCCAGAAUCUGUACGCGCCGCCGCCCCUGCUGCCGGCUGCAGUACCGGCACCUGCCCCUUCGAUGGUGUUCCCUCCCAGGGUGGCCCCAGCACCAGCGCCCGCAAGGAACCCACGCGUGUCGUCCUCGUCCCUGGCAGACUCUCCGCUCGCAGCGCCGGAGCAGCCGCCCCCGUACGCACCGCCGCCGCUUGGCAACGUGACGCUCACCUUCACGCCGCCGGCAGGGCCGGCGGAGGACAUCGGUUACUACCCCGGUGAUCCCAACGCGCCCCCGGCCGCGCCAGAACUGGCGCUGGCCCCGGCAGGCGCCGCCAUCCCGGCCGCUGCGCCGGCCCCGGAGCCCAGCAUCACCGAGAUCGGCGGCGGCGCAAGGCGGCCAACGAAGCCGGCCGCGCCCGCGCCCGCUCCCGCUGCCGGAGCGCUCCCUUCGCCACAGCUCGCGCCUGCGCCAAGCCUUGCCGCUCCUGUUAGCGCUCCGGCCCCGGCCCCGGAGGCCGCGGCGUUCGGCGGCGUCCCUGCACCGGCCCCGGGGCCUAUUUUGGCACCUGACCUGGCUGCAGCGUUCCCUCCAGCAGCAGCAGAGGGCACGCCUGUACAGGCACCGGCACCGGCUGCUGUAUCGGCGGCGGCGCCUGCGCCGUCGGUGGCGGCUGCACUGGCGCCCGGACCGGCAGGGCAGCAGGUGGUGAACCUGGCGCUGUCCCUGGACAGCCCAGGGCUAGCCAACCUGUCACCCGCCAACAAGGCCGCCAUCCAGCAGGCGCUCGCCAAGCAGCUCAACCUUGCUCCGGAGCAGAUCAUGGUGGUGGGGGUGCGCUCUCCAGGCUCAGUGCCGACGCGGCGGCGCACGAUGCUGCAGCAGGCGGGGCAGACCAGCCAGGCCAGCGUGGUGGACGUCCAGAUCAGGCCUGCGCCAGAUCAGACGGCGGGCGUGCUGGCAGCUCUCUCACAGGGCUCGUUCCCAGCUGCAUUCAAGGACCAGCUGGCCAGCGCUGGUCUGCCGGUCCAGUCAGCAGGGGUGGCUGCGGUGAGCCAGAGCGUUGCACCCCCUGUGAUCCCCUCACCCCCAUCUCCUGAGGAGAGGAAAGAGCUCGAGAACGAUGCCGCCCUGGUUGGCUACAACCUCAAGAUGAUCAGGAUCCACGGCUGGCUCAUGUUUGCAGCCUUCGUCAUCUUCCUGCCAUUUGCCAUCCUGACGGCGUUCGCCUUCAAGAACUGGCAGCCAUACUGGUUCUACGUCCACAUCACUGCCAUAGUGCUAGCGCUGGUCUCAGCGGCGGCUGGCCUGGUUGUGGGCUUCACUCUAAUCAAUGAUGACACGUAUGAGUGGGUACACAAAUGGGUGGGGACGGCUGUUGUGGCCGCUCUCCUGAUCCAGGUUGUUAUUGCCUUUUUGGUGCGGCCACCGCCGGACUCGAAAUUCAGGAAAUACUGGAACAUGGGGCACUAUUGGUGGGGCCGCUUCAUUCUGGUGGUCUCUCUGGGCAAUUUCUUCUUUGGGCUCUGGAUGCUGCACUCCACUCCACUGUUCUACAUCGUCCCCACCGCGAUCCUGCUCUUCUGGUGUUUCGUCGGCAUUGUCAAGGAGCUGUUCAGCUGGUCGCGGCUAGGCUCGCGCAAGAAUCGCACCAACGCGGCAGAGACGCUGCGCAUGGACUACCACAUGCGCGGCGGCCCGCGUAAGCCCAUACAGGAGCUCUACUCUGCUCCGGUGCCGGGCAACGGCGCCUCGCUGCACACCCGGCCGAGCUACAUGGGGGCUGGAGGCAACGCCGCAUACGGCAACCCCCACAGCGGCGGCAGCAGCGGCUGGACGGAGCUGAGUACGGCGGUGAACAGCCAGGGGGUUGCACCAGGGGGACCGCAGAAGGGAGCGGCGGCGGGGGGACCCGGGGGACCGUCGAUGCCACCGAGCGCGUUUGCGGCGCCGGGCCGGGUGGAUCCGGGGGACUGGGGGGACGAGGACGGGGGCCCCCUGCGCGAUGCCGGGGGGCCCAGCGGCAGCAACCUGCCGCGGCCGCCGCUGCAUCCGCUGCCCAGCCACGGGUCGUUCUCCUCGCAGCUGCCGCCGCGGCCAAGCGAGCUGCUCAAGGAGGGCAAGGUGGGGGCGGGGGAGCAGAUAAUAGCGCGGCGGCGGAACCGGCGGCUGGUGCCGGAGGGCGUGCCGCUGAACAGCCGCCUCAGCGGGGGGCUCAGCGGCAACCUGGACGCCAAUAUAGGCAAGCGCGCGGCUGAUGCUUAUCGCCCCCGGCCGCGCCCCUCGCGCAUUCUGUCAACGCCCCCCGAGGAGAUGUUUGGGGACGAGGACAGUCCCCCUGCCCACACGGGGAGGCCUGCGGCAGGCCACAACGGGCUGCAGGGAUCACCCACUGAAAGCAACCAGAGCACGGACGAGAAUGACCUCCCGCCGGCUGUGAAGGCCCGGAUAAACUCGUACUACAAGUGA
Molecule: messenger RNA, 4680 nt
Organism: Coccomyxa subellipsoidea C-169
Lineage: Eukaryota; Viridiplantae; Chlorophyta; Trebouxiophyceae; Coccomyxaceae
Exons: 11
Coding region: 1-4680 (1559 amino acids)
Source: RefSeq, a predicted model, not a curated record